UGCAGGAGCUCAGAAGCUCAGAGACAAAAUGUCUGUUGUCGAGUCACUCCAGCAGUUUUCCAGCACAGGUACAUUACUGGGAGCUUUACUGUUGCUUCUGGGUUUGUAUUUGCUUUCCUCUGGAUCCAAAUCUCAGAAAGAAGGGAAAGAGCCACCGGGACCCAAACCACUGCCGCUGUUGGGGAACCUCUUGAACCUUGACCUCACACGACCCUUUGACAGCUUUUGUGAGCUCUCCAAAAUUUACGGGAACAUAUUCCAAGUGUUUUUGGGUCCCCAAAAAACUGUGGUCCUAGUUGGAUACAACACUGUCAAAGAAGCUCUAGUGAAUCAUGCAGAAGAGUUUGGCGACAGACAUAUUUCACCUAGUUUCAGGAUGCUGAAUGAGCAUGGGAUAAUCUUUUCCAAUGGAGAGAACUGGAAAGAAAUGCGACGCUUCGCUCUCAGCAACCUUCGGGACUUUGGGAUGGGCAAGAGAGGAAGUGAAGAGAAAAUCAUAGAGGAAAUUCAGUAUCUGAAAGGAGAGUUUGAUAAGUUUGAAGGAAAACCCUUUGACACGACACAGCCUGUGAACUACGCUGUUUCAAACAUCAUCUCAUCUAUCGUGUACGGCAGCAGAUUUGAAUACACUGACCCUCGAUUCACUGAAAUGGUCAACAGAGCAAAUGAAAAUGUUCGGGUUAGUGGAUCAAUUUCUAUGUUGCUUUACAACAUAUUUCCAUGGUUGGGUCCAUUCCUGAAAGGCAAAAGGAUUAUUGUAAAAAAUAUGAUCCAAAAUAGAGAACAGGUGAUGAAGUUGACCAAAGCACUUCUGGAGACUCUGAAUCCACAAGACCGCAGAGGAUUUGUCGACUCAUUUCUCAUCCGCAAACAAAACGACAUGAAAUCUGGCAAGAAGGACUCAUAUUUUAAUGAGAAGAAUCUUAUGGUGUCUGUGACAAAUCUGUUUGUCGCUGGUACUGACACCACAGGAACGACUCUGCGCUGGGGUUUGAUGCUUAUGGCCAAAUACCCUCAUAUACAGGAUCGAGUUCAGGAGGAGAUUGACAGAGUGAUCGGUGGACGUCAGCCAGUGGUGGAAGACAGAAAGAAAUUACCAUAUACAGAUGCUGUGAUUCAUGAAACCCAGAGACUGGCAAACAUAGUACCCUUGAAUCUCCCUCAUAUGACCAGCUGUGAUGUUACCUUCAAUGGAUACUUCAUCAAGAAGGGCACCACUGUAGUUCCUCUGCUGACGUCUGUUUUGAAGGAUCCAACCGAAUGGGAAAAACCAAACAGUUUUUACCCAGAACACUUCCUUGAUGAGAAGGGCCAGCUUGUGAAAAGAGAUGCUUUCAUGCCCUUUUCUGCAGGCCGCAGGAUGUGUCUUGGGGAGAGUUUGGCCAGGAUGGAGCUCUUCCUGUUCUUCACUUCCCUCCUUCAGAGCUACCGCUUCACAACUGCACCUGGAGUGUCUGGAGAUGAGCUGGAUCUCAAAGGAGUAGUCGGAAUAACGUUGAAUCCGUCUCCACACAAGCUGUGUGCGAUCAGACGCUCCUGAAUGAUAAAAAUAUAAUUUUCAAAGAAAAAAA
Carassius auratus (goldfish) is the source of this 1571-nucleotide messenger RNA. Its product is annotated as cytochrome P450 2K1-like. Gene Ontology annotation, cellular component: intracellular membrane-bounded organelle; cytoplasm. Gene Ontology annotation, biological process: xenobiotic metabolic process. The transcript is spliced from 9 exons. The record is from RefSeq and is a predicted model, not a curated record. NCBI's taxonomy places the organism in Eukaryota, Metazoa, Chordata, Actinopteri, Cypriniformes, Cyprinidae. The coding region runs from base 29 to 1540 and encodes 503 amino acids. Gene Ontology annotation, molecular function: oxidoreductase activity, acting on paired donors, with incorporation or reduction of molecular oxygen, reduced flavin or flavoprotein as one donor, and incorporation of one atom of oxygen; heme binding; iron ion binding.